Molecule: messenger RNA, 618 nt
Organism: Adineta ricciae
Lineage: Eukaryota; Metazoa; Rotifera; Eurotatoria; Adinetida; Adinetidae
Source: the annotation of a GenBank genome assembly
AUGGACAACGAUGAUGCUAACAAUAAUAUACGUUGCCCCUACGAACCUUUGCGAAAUAUAAAUGAUGAAACGACAACACUCGUAUACGAAACACAACCUUUUACCGUAUACAAACAACAUGCCCAGAAAAAGAAGCGAAAAUGUCAUGGAAAUCGAAAACUACAGCAUUUCAAACGCAAAUGUCGAUCUCGUGGCCUAACUGAUGAACAAAUUGACACGUUAAUUCAAACAAGACAUGGCAGAACAUCUGAACAAUUGCCAGAUACGCAAGUAACCAGUGUUGAUCAUUCGAGACAACCAACGAAACGCAAAAGAGAUCAAUCUCAAUUGAAGCUGCUGUCGGAUUCAGUGCAAUCUCUCAAUCAAUUAUCACUCUCUGGACAAAAAUCGACAUCAAGUACAAUAAAGAAGAAGAAGAAAUCGAGUCAUAUGGUGAAUGCAUCGAGUGAUAACGACAAUCGCGAAUCAAACAACAAAAUUUUUACAUUUCACAAAUCUUCUAAGUAUUUGAGGAUGCCAAAGAAACUACUUUUGCAUUCAUUACGGCUGCAACUCAGUCAUCCAAUCAAAAUGAAAAAAAGAACAGGCUUUCAUCUUGACACGGCUUCGACUACAUGA